CAGAAAUCGCGGAGUACUGAACAACCUUAUUCCCUUCAGCAUCCAUCAGCUGCACAGAGGUCAUAUCCCUGCAACGAUCGUGUGCGACCACCCCGCAUCUCUUCGUGUGUAGACAGACAUGUUUGCAAAGACUUUCACCCGCGCUGCAAUGCGUGCCGCAACCCCAAUGACGCCUACAACGCUUCGUAUGCAGCGUGGUUUCCGGUCUGCUGUGCCUGUGUUUGCUGUCCGCAAGGCAUAUACACCACAGCAUGAGUGGAUUUCUGUCGAUUCCGACACCAAGAUUGGCACGGUCGGUAUCACCGACUACGCUCAAAAGGCGCUCGGCGAUGUUGUGUAUGUGGAAGUGAUUGAAGCCGGUACUGAGGUCGAAAAGGGCGAGAGUGUGGGUGCUGUGGAGUCUGUCAAGUCUGCAAGCGACAUCUAUGCACCUGUCAGCGGCGAAGUCUUGGAGAUGAAUGAGGUUUUGGCCGAUAAGCCUGGAAACCUCAACAAGGGUGCCGAGUCGGAUGGCUGGCUAUGCAAGGUCAAGGUCACGGAGAACUACGAGUCAGAGCUGGAUGCCUUGCUGGACGAAGCUGCCUACAAGGCCCACUGCGAGGGCGAAGAGCACUAAGAGCCUGAUAUCAACCUACACUCUUCUUGCCGUAUUUACAGGCCCAAGACCUACCUAGACCUAGUUAGUAGUCAUAUAUCAUCCUGUCUUGCUGCUG
Protomyces lactucae-debilis is the source of this 713-nucleotide messenger RNA. RefSeq names its product glycine cleavage H-protein-domain-containing protein. Gene Ontology annotation, biological process: glycine decarboxylation via glycine cleavage system; protein lipoylation. Lineage: Eukaryota; Fungi; Ascomycota; Taphrinomycetes; Taphrinales; Protomycetaceae. The record is from RefSeq and is a predicted model, not a curated record. The transcript has 3 exons. Gene Ontology annotation, cellular component: cytoplasm; mitochondrion; glycine cleavage complex. Bases 119 to 616 code for a protein of 165 amino acids.